Messenger RNA from Lytechinus variegatus (green sea urchin), 5746 nucleotides. RefSeq lists its product as uncharacterized. Lineage: Eukaryota; Metazoa; Echinodermata; Echinoidea; Temnopleuroida; Toxopneustidae. Gene Ontology annotation, molecular function: acetyltransferase activity. Bases 367 to 1275 code for a protein of 302 amino acids. The record is from RefSeq and is a predicted model, not a curated record. The transcript is spliced from 2 exons.
ACACGUCCUGAGGUGCGUCCGUUUGGUAUAGGUCCUGUAUGUUCCAAUCUGCCAACAACAGAAAUUUGCUGUGUGAGAAAUAAUUUAAUUUUCACGUUUGGAUUUUUAUUCGAUAUAAAUACAUGGUUGGACGAUGUGAUGUCUCCGAAUGAAUGCUGUGUAAUAUUCUAAUCUCUUUGAGAGGGUUGAAGUAUCCAAUUUCUAUAUUCUGUGAGUAUCCUGUUUUACGUGUCCGUAAUUUUGGCAUCAUGACUCAGGAUCCUCAAAAUCGUUAUAGGGAGUAACACUACCGGACGCUUUGCGUUUGAAUCGAUCAUUCUAGCUAGAUGUUCAACAAAGACAUCAAAACAGGUAAGGAAUUAGACGAUGGCACCGACCGAUGAACAUUACAUCACAGCAGAAGAAGCAUACAGUUUCCUGGACAAUGUUCUGCAUAUGGAAUCUGCACAAGCACGCAUCAAGGGGGAUAAGAUCAUUUUCCUUGGAGAGUUCAUCCAAAGUAUGCAACAUUACAUUCCCUUUCAGACCAUCAAAGGAAUCGCGAUUCCUGAUGGGAAACGUCGGUUACCACCAGCAGCUGACAUCAAGGCUGAUAUCGUUUCUAAACUGGGAGGCGUAUGUUAUCAAAUCAACAUAUUCUGCUGGAUGCUGUUGCGCGCCAUUGAGUUCGAUGCUCAGUUGGUGACAGCAGAUGGAUUCCGUUUGAAAGACGCUCACGUUGGUGUCGUCAUCAAUGGCCUAACUGGUAAGAGUUCCAAGCAUUUGAUGGAGGUCGGGUCAAGCUAUCCUUCUCGGCGACUAAUUCCUCUAGAUUUUGAAGACUAUUCACCGGAAUAUUCUGAUUCCUUUUUGAAAUACCGGUUUGUUCGUCAGGGGGAAGGCACAAUAAUAUUCCAGCAUAAACUAAACACAGUAUCAUCGUUGGCACGCAAGUUUCCAGAAUACAUUAAGGGUGAGUGGUUUUCUUUUCUCUUCUACUAUACCGAACAUUAUGUGAGUAUACCCUAUUUCAACACUCCAAUGACUAAUAUCAUGACUGUAGUCAAUGAAGAAGACUUCGUUCUUACAAGCUUGCGUUGCACAGCCUACCCAAACGGUCGUCUUGUGUGCAUCAAAGAUUCCAAACUCAUGCUGGAGGAUGAAGAGCAACAGGUGCAGUAUUCUCUCUUCCGGUCACGUGACGAGUUUCUAGAAGCUUUCCAGUGUUACUUCCCUCAAUUUCCGGAGAGUAUGAUCAAAGCAGCUAUGAAUAAUGUACGAUUCAAAUUGCCAUAAAACAUGUAAAAAGCAGUAUCUACGAGCUCAUAAUAAUAAAUCUAAUUGUUUGCAUCCAAUAUUAUGUAUAAUACACAAGGGUGGUGGCAGACUUACUUCUCAGACGCUUUUUGGAACAUUGAGAAUCUAUUGAAAAUGCCCUUCAAAUCACAUGAAUAGAUAAGAGGCCAUUGUCGAAAGUUGGUGGCCCGGGGCAGCUCAUCAUGUCAAGAUUCUGAUCGGAAAAGCAAGUGCAGAUAUGUCGAGUCCAAGACGGUACCGAUUUUUGACAAAGGCAGUAUGUUAUGGAGGGGUUUUGCCAAAAGGUUAUCAGUGUUAAAGGAAGCGUCUGCGAAGUUAUUGAUAAAACGCCCUAAUUGUCUGGCCGUGCAGAAUUCCUUCAAUCAGUCAAUUUGAAAAUGCAACUCUUCUAGAUGAAGUAGAGUGCCUGUAAGGGAGAGUAGCAGACCUGGAAGCGACAUCUGAAGAGGCCGAGCAGUACUCGCGACAAAACUGCCUGGUAUUUAGCGGUGUGCCUGAAUUCAGUAAUGAGAAUACAGACGAAAAGAUUGUUGAAAUAUGUGAGCAGAAUCUCGGGACAGAAACGUCCGACAUUCUGUCGGACGUUUCUGUCUCUUGGCACUGGAUAGCAUAGACAAUGUGCUCCACCCGUGGUAACCACAGAGAAAGCCCUUCACCCGCGACGCAAAGUGAGAACAAUCUUCCUCGACCGACGGAACAGGGGCGUCGCUUCGGUGUCUUUAUCCCUUACGUCAGUGGACUUUCAGAGAAAAUUCGGAGGAUCCUGUCGUCUUACCGCAUCCCGGUGGAUUUCAAACCGACUAACACACUUAGGCAGAAAUUGGUUCACCCGAAGGAUAAAGUUCCUAAAAGACAAGAAAAACAACAGUGUCUAUGCUAUCCUGUGCCAAGAGACAGGUUGCAGCGCUAAUUAUAUUGGUGAAACCAAACAACCCCUCUCCAAGCGUUUGUAUCAACAUCGCAGACCAGGCGCAUCGGGAUACGAUUCUGCCGCAUACUCCCACCUGAACACGUCUAAACACAACUUCAAAAAUAAAGACGUGCUCAUCCUAGACAAAGAACCUAGGUGGUUUGAGAGGGGGGUCCGUGAGGCAGUCUACGUCAACGCAGAGAACCAAUCUCUCAACACAGGAGAGGAUUACGAAAUAACCUCUCUCGGAUUUACAAUCCUGUAAUCCAAAAAAAAAUCCUCGACGGCUCUAAGACAACAUCGACGGUGCUUCGGCGCCAAUCGGCAACGACGAUUUCCCGCCAAUUCAGAAGAGCUGAAGAAGCGACCCGGAUCGGACGUGAAACUGUCCUCUGUUUCAAUCAAAGUAAGUCCAGAUGAAUAGAUUUAUUUUUUCCAUCGUAAUUUGACUUUUCCUGGAUGAAUCAAAUCAUACAUCAAUUUAAAUACAUGAAUGUAUAAUUGCUUUUAAGAUUCUAUAUAACAAUUACGUUAACCCGAAUGUGAAUUUAAAUUCCGUGAAAUAAAAAAAAGAUUACGUUUUUAAAGCUUUGUCAAACAUUGAUUGUUCAAAGGCUGUGGGAGUAAAUGGCAUACAUCCCAAGCUUCUCAAACUGGCUGCUCCUUUUUUAGUAGAACAAUUGGUACAUUUAUACAAUAUGACAUCGCGAACAUGUACUGUUCCAAAAGAUUCAAAUAAGGCAAGUACCACUUCAAUACAUAAAUGAGGAUCAUAAUGAUGUCGACAAUUUUAGACCGAUAUCUGUUCUACCUGCCUUGUCUAAAAUAUUAGAAAGAGCAAUCCACAAUUAACUUUAUGUGCACUUGAAUGAACACAAACUGCUAACGAAUUCCCAGUCAGGUUUUUGACCUUUGUAUUCUACUACUACAUGUCUAACUGACAUUAUAUUUGUUUGAUAAAAUGGAUCAGGGGCGAAUUAUCGGAGUUAUUUUUCCCAAUUUACGUAAAGCGUUUGAUGUUGCACCACACAAUUUCAUUCUUGGAAAACUGAAGUAUUAUGGAAUUAAGGGUAACGGAUAUGAUUAGAUAAAAACAUAUUCAACAGACAAGAGUUUGUCGAAGUAAAUAAUUGUAUCAGUGAAAGUGUAAAAGUUAGAUCAGGCGUCCCACAGGUAUCCAUAUUGGGUCCAUUAAUAUUUUCAUCAAUGAUGUAACUUGAAUUUGAACGUUAAUUCCAAAAUGUAUUUUAUUGCAGAUAAUACUGCUCUUUUUUGUCAUGAAGUAUUAUCUAAGGAGGUUAAACAAAUCUGCAAGUGAUUUUGAUAUCUGUAAUUGGCUGUACCUUAACGGUAUGUAUUUGAUUAAAAAAAAGACAAAAGUCAUAGCUUUUGGUCAUAGGAAAAUAUUGAGAAAUGAUGCUUUGAUAAAAUAUAGAAAUGAACCCAAAGAAAAUUAUAAUCAAAUACUUGGGUGUAACAGUUCACUCUGGUAUGACGUGGGGAAAACAUGUAUCUAGUAUCAUUGUUAAAAUUCAUCAUACGAUAGGUUGUAUAAAGAGAAUCAAACAAUCCCUUCCGCCUAGGAUUAUUAAGAAUUCAUAUUUUACUAUGAUUUUACCUUACAAUGAUUAUUGUAGUACACACUGGGGAAGAUGUAAAAAAAAAUUGAAUACAAAAACUGCAAAAUAAGUAUGCCCGAAUAAUUUUGAAUAAGGAAUAUCUUAAUCCCCAACAUUAACUGUUGUUUACACUCAAAAUGGCUAAACAGUGCAGGAACGUAUCAAAAUUGUAGUCUUGCUUUCAAAGUACAAAGCGAAUUACCACCAGCCUAUCUUGAACGGCUCGUGUGGUCCAGUGGUUAGAGCAUUGGACUCACAAUCAAAAGGUUGUGAGUUCGAAUCCCCACUCUGCCAUUGUCUCCACUUUGAUAACGUCAGCCAUUAUGACCUAGUUAUAAAAAUGUUUCCUAGGUAAUUGGUUAUAUACCAAAAUGUCCUGUCGAGUUCUUACGGACCUUUCCAUAUACAGAAACAAAAACAGAAACCACUUAUCUGCAAACGUAAUGCAACUUAUAAAACACGAUAUUCUGAACGAUGUCCCCUGUCCAAGAAUGGAUUAUAGAAGAAAUUGUUUUGAAUAUGUUGCUUCCGUCUUAUUUGAUUUGCUCCCUUCUUAUUUAAUUCGCUCCGGCUUGUGAUAUGCAAAAAUGCACGUCCAUCCAUGCGUUAGAAACACUGUGAAUCAUUAAGAUUCUGUGAUACAUGUAAUUACACUGAAUAACUUGAUAUAAUGAUUACAUGAUACUUGUUAAUGCACUCUAUAUGUAUAAUGUAUUCUGUUUUACUGAAUUAUACGUUACAUACAUUAAAUUGCUAUUAUGAUGAUUUAUUUCUUAAAUUGCAGGGCGCCUUUAGAAAGCAGUUUUGCAUAACUGAACAGGCCUACCCUGCAGUAUAAAAUAAAGAAAACCAACGAAUAAAUAAAUAAACUUUACCAAAUGCCAAGCAGUUCAUCCAGGUGCAUCAAAUGCCUACAUAUUUUGUGUUACAUGUAAUGAUUUGCAUCUCUGUAAUUCAAGUACCGGGAUUUUCUAUUUGCAAGUUUCAUAAACUUGAUAACGCACCUAAUUUGUAUUUUCUGUGUCUAAAGUAGCAUGCAUGUCUUAACAUGCAGUGAUGACGGAGGACCUAGAAAUUGUAAUGGUUGCAUCAUGUUCAUGACAAUGUAGAAUAGCAACUGCAUGAUAGAAUUGUUGAAUGAACAGAGACAGUGGUGGUACUGAGGACGGGUAGGUGGCGCUUAAAAUCUGUCAUAAAUCAUAACAAUUCCUUUUAAAUAAUUAAAAAGUCUACAGAUAUUUAAUUACUCUUUACAAUUCGCACAUUCGAAAAGAAAGUUUAGUUCAGUUAAAACUUAAUUACUUUCAAAAAUCAAAUGUAGAAGUUUCCUUUUGAUAUUCUAUACUAGAUAAUUUUGUUUCUUUACAUAACCUUUUAUUUAUUAUCCCAGUUCUGUGGCAUUGGAUCUCGCAUUAUUUCUAAUUUAGUUUACAAUGAAACUGUGAAUGAUAUGUCUUUUUUAGAGCACUUGCCUUCCUUAUCAGCUAAACGAAAGUGUUACAGAAAAAGAGGUUUGCAUUCUUUUACUCGCCAGACUGAUCUCCUCCCAAAGGAUCUUAUUUUAGAUCUUUGACUGAAUCUAGAGUUGAAGAGUUAAUGGAAAAUGUUAAUCAUUCAUUUGGAGACAGACGUUGAAAUUUAUAAGCUGACAGUUAAUCAAUCAUGUUAACAGACACGUCUAAAAUAGACAUGAUUUUAAAUUAGGACUUACGUGACGUCAUACGACAGCCAAUAGAGAUUGUACGAUAUCUUAGUGUUACCAACGGCCUAGUUUUAUAGGGGCCUAGUUAGGCUAAUGUUGCCAGAAAUCGGAGGCGGCAAACCUGUAACCGAAUUUUAUGUCCCAUAUGAUUUCUGGCACUCCUCCUCUUAUUCCCCUUUCUUAUUUAUUCAUCUUAUCACAUAUCUAUUUAAAGGACAA